GAGUGGGAGACCAAAUCCAAGACGCAAAGGGAAACAGAAACAGUGAGACAAAGUGCAGGAGACCGAGCCAAUAGUUUGAGUGACUUUCACUGGCGGUUAAGGGCCUGUAGUGAAGAAAUUACAAGGGAUCAUGGAGUAACGGGACUUGAUUGACAAGAGAACAACGUACUCCACCUGUUCGGCAGCGAGGGCUACUGUUGGAAGACUGAUCUCGGCAUACGACUUACAGAUGGGAGCUUAUUGGACAAGCUCUUUCUUUAUUUUGAACUUGUGACACACUGGACAGCUUGAGGAUUGAAGAGAGCAAGCAAAGGAAAACCAAGGUUUCCGAGGACAUACACCACAGCUUCGAACCAACAGAAGAAAGGGUGAGGUCUACAUCGACAGAGGAGACCGCAAGGACACCAAGACAGAGAACAGGACGUCGAGAACUGAACCAAGAAAAAAAAAACACACCAUGGAUUCUCAUGGAGGACACUACCUCAACAAAGAAGCUGUGUUGUCACCUUUAGGCGCAGCCCGAAUGUGCCAGAUGCUCUUUGGCUGCACCAUAUUGGCCCUUGUGUCCCACAGUGCAGGCUACAGCGCCACCUAUGGAACCUUCUGCAUGUUUGUGUGGGGCUUCUGCUUCGCUGUGACACUGGUCGUGUUCACCUUGGACAUCACGCGGCUCCACGCAUGCAUGCCCAUUUCCUGGGAUAACUUCACCGUGGCCUUUGCCAUGUUGGCAACUCUCAUGUACAUCACUGCCUCUGUGGUCUACCCUGUUUACUUUCUCCAGACAGAGUGCCCGGAUGAAAGCUGCGAGAUCCAAAUCUACCAAAUUGCUGUCACUGUCUGCUCCAGUGUCUGCUGUUUCCCCUACGGAGUUGAGGUGUUCCUAACUCGAGCCAAACCAGGGGCUGUGGUGGGCUACAUGGCCACGGUGUCCGGUCUACUCAAGGUUAUCCAGGGUUUUGUCGCCUGCAUAAUUUUUGGGGCUCUAGCCAAUGACAUGGAAUACAACAACUACAUUGCUACCCAGUACUGUGUAGUGGUGUACAGCCUGUGCUUCUCUCUGACUGUGAUAGUGGUCAUCGUGACCGUCUCUGGAAGGUCCUCAGCACUGCGGUUCCCCUUUGACCGAUUCGUAGUUGUCUACACCUUCUUUGCUGUGAUCCUCUACCUCAGUACUACACUUAUCUGGCCCAUCUUCAGUUUUGAUAGAAAAUAUGGCAUCACCGACCGUCCUGAGGACUGCCCACGUGGAGAAUGUCCCUGGGACAGUAAGCUGGUGGUGGCAGUGUUCACCUGUGUCAACCUAAUCUUGUAUUUUGUUGAUCUAAUUUAUUCCCAAAGGAUCCGCUUUGUCUCCAGAUCUGCUGUAUAAAUGUUACCCCUUCAAGACUAUUAAUCCUCUGAGACAAGUGGACAGGUUUAAUCAUGCAACAUGCCGUCCACAGUCAGGUCUCAUAGAAGGACUCAUUCCCUUGAAUCCACAAGUUGAUGGUGUUAUUUCUGUGUAACAAUUUUAUUAUCAGUAUUCAGCAUUCUAGUAUUGAGCCUCUUUGUUCAGCAGUCAAAACUGACAGUAUUGCCCAUGAUACAGUAUUUGUGAGAAAAAGGAUUAUGCCCCCAUGUGUAAUGACCUUCCAGGGAGAGCAUGCCAGGUACCUACAGACCUAAGCGAGUAUAAGAUAAUGUUUAGAAUAUCAGAGCAGUGCCAUGUCAGAUAGACACCCUCAGACUAACAAAGACUCAGAAAUGUAUUUCACUGUAUUUAAACAAAUAGAUGAAUGGAAAUAUGACUCAAAGAGAAGCAUAGUAAAUGUUAAGUCUGCAGUGUGCACUGAAUGUAGCUGUUGGUUUUGGCUUUACGGACAUUUUGUUGUUUGCUGUUGUUUUUUUCAAUAAUGUUCCGAAUGGAAUGUCAAAUUUCACAUUUAUUAGGCUUUUCCAGUUAUCCACUGAAUUUUCAAUGUAUCUAAUACGUGGAAGUUUGUGAGAG
This is a messenger RNA of Pleuronectes platessa (European plaice), 1987 nucleotides long. Its product is annotated as myeloid-associated differentiation marker-like protein 2. The coding region runs from base 458 to 1369 and encodes 303 amino acids. Gene Ontology annotation, cellular component: membrane. The transcript is spliced from 2 exons. Lineage: Eukaryota; Metazoa; Chordata; Actinopteri; Pleuronectiformes; Pleuronectidae. The record is from RefSeq and is a predicted model, not a curated record.